AUGCCCUCCUACUCACCUGGAAUCCUGGUGUCAAAUGCGGGUUAUACUAUGGCGUGGAAUACAAAAGCGAAGGUAGCUGUUCUAUCUAUAUUAUACCAUUCGGGUAUGCCUCGAUUGAAAGGAGUGUUCAAGUCCGAUGGCCGGUACUGCAUUGCCAUGAAGAGAAUGCCCGGAGUGACGAUUUCCGCCUAUGUGGACGAAUUCGUACAUACGCAUGACGAGAGCGGUGAACUGGAGCGACUACUACGGCGUCUUUCAAUCGACAUUUUACGCGCUCUUGGUUACUUACAUGCUAGAGACAUCGUUCAUCUGGAUGUGAAG
Messenger RNA from Ostertagia ostertagi, 321 nucleotides. NCBI's taxonomy places the organism in Eukaryota, Metazoa, Nematoda, Chromadorea, Rhabditida, Trichostrongylidae. The record is from the annotation of a GenBank genome assembly.